AUGCACAGAAUGGCCAGACAUCGGCUGAUAACCCUGUUAGGGUUGACCAGCAUUGUGGCCACAAUGGUCACCAUAUCCCGGUACUCAUCGAGUCUAAGCCAAGCAUCGGGUGCUCGGCUAAUGAUAUCACAACAGAAAUUGCUUGAAUACCAGCACCGGCUGCGGCUGAUAGCCAGUGAACAUAACUCUAAUCAAACAAUAAAUAAUUUAUUAGACAAUUUAAUGACUUCUUAUAAUAAACUAUCGGCUGUUAAGUCAACGGCUGAUAGUGUACUCAAUAGUGAUAAUAACAUUAAUAGUGAUACUAAUAUACCGGUGUCUAAACCCAGUAUUAUGGAUACGCAAGUAAUACCUGGUUCAUCGCCAUCACCCCCACCGCCCCCGCAGUUAUCAAGCAUAGGAGUGCAGACGCGUAUUAGCAGCACAUCUCAAGCCUCAGUUCCACUAAUUGGGGACUCAAUGGCCGACUCUAGCGAUUAUGUGCCUUCACUUAAUAAUAACGAUGUGUUGGACAUCAAACCCCUACUGCAACAGUCCGGUCCAUACGAGGCCACAAAAGGGCCGCCGUUGAGCGUAUUGGCCACCGAAAAGCCUACCCCUCUAUUAAAAAAGACGGUCACAAACAGCAGUAAAAGCAAUUUAAUAAAAGACACAAAUGCCGUAAAAAACGAGAUCAACAUUGAUGUGGACGGCCAGGGAGUGGCCAAAGUGGUGGGCGCUGUAAAGGGCGGCACAGAUGUGGCCAGUAAUGAGAAACAGCAACUGAUGGACAGUUUAGAGAAUAACGAAAACGAGAAAAAGUUGACAAAAAUACGAUUUAAACCAAAGCUGGUAUUUGACACCGAAGACCUGUCCACCACUGAACACAUGCUGAUUGACAAACCCCAGGGUUGCGACGAUGACAUGGGCGCAUCCCUCGAUCUCCUCGUUGUAGUCAACUCGGCUGUUGACCACUGGGACGCCCGACAGGCUAUUCGCGACACAUGGGGUCGAUUCGCAGUAGAGAGGGGGGCGUAUGUGCUGUAUCUGUUGGGCAGUUCAGUGGACCCUAACGUACAGUUACGGGUUAUCCAAGAGGAUGAACGUUACGGCGAUGUACUGCAAGGCCAAUAUGUGGACAAUUACUUCAAUCUCACACUUAAGACCAUAUCGAUGAUGAAGUGGUUGACCGACCGGUGCUCUAAAGUGAAGUAUGUGCUCAAAGUGGACGACGAUAUGUUUGUCAAUAUGCAACACAUUACUGAUUUUAGUGAAACCAGAAAUUUCAACAAAUGCAUUAUCGGAAAAUUGGCCAAAAAGUGGAAACCGCACCGAAACACGAACAACAAGUGGUAUGUGCCGUCCCGUGCCUUCAACGGCACUACAUUCCCAACCUUUGCCACCGGACCGGCGUAUAUGAUAUCGGGAGACGCCGCUCAACCCCUAUACGAGACCAGCAUUAAGGAGCGGCCCAUGUAUUUAGAGGACGUGUAUAUGACUGGUAUAGUGGCGGAGAAAGCGGGCAUCCGGCGCCUGAAUCACGCCAUGUUUCGCAACACUCACAUCACAAACAUUGACGAAUGUGUGUUUCGGCGCGUAAUGACCAGUCAUAAGCACACACCACAGGAUAUACGCCGCCUGUGGGCUCUCGUCUACCAACAGCCACAGAAAAUAUGCUCAACGCCCGCACCGCCAAAGACUGUCAAACCCUCGGCCGCCGGCAAUAACGCCGGCGCCGUUAAACCCCCGCAACCGGCGGUUACCGUUGCCAACAAAAACGUAACCAAAUCGCUACCACCGGCUGCCAGUGGUUGACCCAACACAACACCUUAUCAAACAACU
Medioppia subpectinata is the source of this 1821-nucleotide messenger RNA. The record is from the annotation of a GenBank genome assembly. Lineage: Eukaryota; Metazoa; Arthropoda; Arachnida; Sarcoptiformes; Oppiidae.